CGGGAGUAUGCCGAACGUGUCAAAAUAUACGACGACUAGCAGUACACAAGCACCACCGGUUCUGGGUCCCAGACUAUAUCCCAUCUGCUGUUUCCAUUCUGUAAUACUUAUGACCUGCUUUGGAUCGUGACGGUUUCCUAUUGAUGAUUGGCGGUUUUUGCUUUCCUCGUCUGUUUCCAAUUGGGUCAUUGUGGCGUACGGUAUUCUUUCAUAGGGCCUUGAGAAGGGCGUUUCCUUUUCUAUUAUUUUCUAUCCAUCCUGUCCAAGGCGAUUGCUCUGAUUUUACCAUAGAAAUAAAUGGGCAAUGUCAACAUGUCUGCGGGAAGGAAACCCAUGGUGUGCACGGUGUUCGAUUUCUUUUUUCGUUCUAUAUUUUUAUGCGUCAACAUGCGGGGACAAUACAAGCAAAUUUCUAAGGGGAAUAGCGUCAAGUUCGAUCUGUGAUUGGAUAACCAGCUCUUUAUUGUCUUUCUAUGAGAUGAACAUUUUCCCACGAGGGUCUAGAUUUCUUUUUGUAAUUAGGAGAUA
Molecule: messenger RNA, 528 nt
Organism: Paecilomyces variotii
Lineage: Eukaryota; Fungi; Ascomycota; Eurotiomycetes; Eurotiales; Thermoascaceae
Exons: 1
Coding region: 144-416 (90 amino acids)
Source: RefSeq, a predicted model, not a curated record